AUGAACCUCUGGUCGCCAGAUCGCCAGAUCGCCAAAUCACCUCCGCCACCUGUCACCAUUUUGCAUUCCACGAAACCCCCGGUCCUGGCGCUCAAACCCCCCAUAAUCACGGGUACCUACACAGAUCACCGAAGGUGGAUGGAGACGUAUCACGGCCACGUUCGCACCCCCGCGGACGCUAUUAUCCUGUUCGAAGCCUGUCGCAUCGGCCUGCUCCCGCGCGUCCAGCGACGAUUGUCCGAGAAAGAGCGCCAGCUGAUCCGCUCCGGGUCAGUGUUUGUCUGGGAUGAACGGGAAGCGGGCAUGCGAAGAUGGACCGACGGCAAGUCAUGGAGUGCCAGCCGGGUGUCGGGCAGCUUCUUAACGUAUCGCGAGAUGGAGGGCAAGCGCGGAGGAACGGGCGUAUCCCAGUCGUCCAUGUCAAGAGCGGGCAAGACUCCGGAAAGCACACGAGGGAGUGAUGAUGACCGGGCGGACGGGGCGGACGAGGGACCGGACGGCUACCGGUAUAAGCCCGACGGUUUGAUGAAGCAAUCAUUCAGUAUCACGACCUCCGCCGGACAGCACCUCCACCUCAUCAGCUACUACUCCAGAUCGCAUCCGUCGGCUGCCAAUCUUCAACAACCGUCAACGGAUCCCAACCUGCGACAUGUGCGCCCUCAAAAGGGCCUCUAUCCGGAGUCCACCGUCAAUGACCAGCAAAACCUUCCAGUGGUAACCCGCGGACCCAUGCCUGGAGCUGCCUACCCUUCCCAUGCGAUGGCGCCAUAUGGACGUACCCCGAUCACGCACCCGACACCCUACACCCCGUCCUACCCAUGGCCUCCGACGCCGCUUGCCACGCCACCUGUCCCAGCACAUCACUACCCAUCCUAUCUCCCGCCAGUUCCCGCCGCCAAUGGCCAGGUCCCAUAUGGACAUCAAGCCGCCGUACCACCGGGGACGCCCUUGCCGCCCCCGCAACCGGGCUUGCCGAUGCCCCACGAGCGGCCGGUGCAUACAGCCGAAGUCACGAUGCCUCUCCAGCCCGCCGCCGUGCAGGUGCUUGCCAGAUCGCCACGGGUGCCCCCAGGAAGUGGGAGUGGAAGUGGAAGCCACGAGCUCCUUCACCGCCCGAGUCCGCCGGAGCUUGGGCCGCCUGGAGAGCUGCUCAGGAUGUCGCCGCGCACGCAGCCUCAUGUCGUGUCGCACGGCAAUGGCAUUGGACCGAUGGUGCGCAGUCCGCGACUGCUCAGCCAACCGCCGUCGAAUGGUAUCCACAUCCCCCCUCCGAGCGCGAUGGCACCCAAGCCUCUGGAGGCCAGCAGUGCCGGCGGUACAACGGUGCCCAGCAUUGGUUUGCUGAUGAACGGCGCCGCGUCUGGCUCGCUACCGGCGAUCGCCGCACCCCCAGCCCCGGCCGCAGGACGCGCCGAGGGACCCCGGGAUAUCCCCAGCGACAAGAUCGGAUUCGGCGGCGAAGACAUGCGGGCGCUUCGGCAAUUAGACCGAGUGUUCACGGCAUAA
Molecule: messenger RNA, 1506 nt
Organism: Aspergillus heteromorphus CBS 117.55
Lineage: Eukaryota; Fungi; Ascomycota; Eurotiomycetes; Eurotiales; Aspergillaceae
Product: camp independent regulatory protein
Exons: 2
Coding region: 1-1506 (501 amino acids)
Molecular function (GO): DNA binding
Source: RefSeq, a predicted model, not a curated record